Molecule: messenger RNA, 1095 nt
Organism: Aspergillus bombycis
Lineage: Eukaryota; Fungi; Ascomycota; Eurotiomycetes; Eurotiales; Aspergillaceae
Product: glycoside hydrolase family 18 protein
Exons: 7
Coding region: 1-1095 (364 amino acids)
Biological process (GO): chitin catabolic process; carbohydrate metabolic process
Cellular component (GO): extracellular region
Molecular function (GO): chitinase activity; chitin binding
Source: RefSeq, a predicted model, not a curated record
AUGUCCAUGGCCUACUAUGCAAGUUGGUCCAUAUACAAUGGCCACUAUCCGCAGCAUAUCCCCGUCGACAAACUCACCCACGUCCUCUACGCCUUUGCGAACAUCACCGAAACUGGUGAGGUGAGGCUAUGGGGUCAAUGGUCAGAUUAUGAUAAACACUUCCCCGGAGACCCAACGGAAGCAGAGAAAGACAAUGUCUACGGAUGCGUCAAACAGCUGGGUCUCCUAAAGCGGAAGAACAGACAUCUGAAAGUCCUUCUGUCGAUCGGUGGGUACACAAACUCACAAAGUUGGGCUGGUAUUCUCAAUGUUGAGGCGAAUCGAAAGACCUUCGCCCGGACGGCUGUCGAGUUGAUGCAUGACGUGGGAUUUGAUGGGGUGGAUAUCGAUUGGGAGUAUCCCAAACAAGAGAGUGCAGAAGAUAUGGUAUCUCUCCUGAAGGAAGUAAGAGAAGAGCUGGACAGUUGCAGUAAGGAGCAUACGAAUGGCAAAAGGUUCCUCCUCACCAUCGCCUGCUCAGCUGGGGCGUCAAACUACAAGGUUCUCCGGAUGUCUGGGAUGGAUAAAUAUCUCGAUCUCUGGAACCUGAUGGCAUACGACUACGUCGAUGAUGCUAUAAAGUACUAUACCUCUAAUGGCGUGCCACCCAAAAAGAUUGUUCUCGGAAUACCGCUUUACGGCCGUGCAUUCGUCAACACUACUGGACUAGGCCAACCCUAUGUUGGUGUUGGGACGGGCAUGGCGGAUGCCGGAGUUUGGCAUUACAAGGUACUGCCACUGGCUAACGCAAACGUUGUUGAACUACCAGAUUUAGGGGCCAGUUAUAGUUAUGACGAGAAAAACAAGAUGUAUGUUUCCUACGAUACGGUGAAAACGACCAUAGCCAAGGCGGACUAUAUCAAAAAGCAAGGCCUUGCAGGUGAAAUGUGGUGGGAGACCAGUAUGGAUAGAGUUGGGGAAAACAGCCUUAUUGACACACUGGUUCGAGAACUCGGUGGCACUGACGCUUUGGAAAAAUCCGAAAACUAUAUCGAUUUCUCCUGGUCGAAAUACGCAAAUGUCCGGGAUGGUUUCAAAGCUGAUCAGAAAGCAUGA